AUGCACCUCCAAGCGAUAUUGACUGCUUAUGGCUUCAGAAGGAGGAAGCGGCGCUCGGUCGCUACUAGCAGUCUCCUCAGUCGACGAGGGCGAAGCGGCGACGAGAUGCGAGAGGGCAGUGCCGAUUCUGCUGGACUCGUCCAAUCCCGACUCGCUCGGCAUUCGUUCAGCUGUACGCCAAGAAGGCCAUGUUACAUCAAUAUUCUUCCAUCCGAACUACUCAUGCGCAUAUUGGAGCACAUGCCCUUCGUAGAAUUCGUUUUCACUCGGGUACAUGCCAAAGCCUCACAGCUGCCGCGUCACGACGACGAUGAGGCCGCUACAUCAAAGGACGUAGAGCCUUGGAUCCUUGCUUGCGCUGCUAUGCAAGGCGACUACGCGACCUGUCUCGCCGAAGCGCUCUUCCACAACGGAUGCGCGCGUUUCUGCGACAGCAAACCGUGGGAUUAUCUCGACCUCAUGCUCGUCUGCCGACAUUGGCGCUCGGUGAUCGAGGCAUGCCCGCGGUUCUGGAAUCGGAUCCCGAUCAACAACGAGCGAACUGUACAACGGUCUCUUGAGCUGUCGGGUGUCACGCCUUUGCAUGUCAACAUGGACGGAGGGUACAGAUGGCCGUCACAAUGGGCAGUCACUUCCGUCCUCGAUCACCUACAUCGUUUCGAAGAACUCAGUGCCAGGACCGUGGACGAUGAUGUCGCUGCGAAUAUCAUUUCUGCAUUCAACUCUCGUCCGGCACCUACGUUACGAAGCCUUUACUGGAGUACGCUAGGGCCUAGAAAGGCUCUGAUCACCCAGAGUUGGAAGGAACAACUGUUUCCCUCCCUUGAAAGCAUUAUCAUGCACGACGUAGAACUCACGUCACCCUGCCCGUUGUUUUCCUCAACUCUGACGACCCUCAUUCUUACGCGAUCGCUACCACCUUGGAACACGGCCGAAGAACUACUCCAAACAUUGAGCCGCAUGCCAAUGCUCGAAGUGCUCUUUCUUUGGGAGUUACCCGACGUGGUUGACUUCGAGGAACCCCAUUUCCAGCCGUCGUCCGCAUUGCGCUUGCCCAUCCCGCUUUUGCGCUUACAGAUCCUUAACCUCGACGGCUCGUAUCGCUACGUCCAUCGCAUCUUCCGCAACCUCCAGAUCGCGCCUACUAUCUCCGCAUUGAACCUGAACGCCUCACACAGGGCCUACGGCGUUGAGCCCGCUACCGAAGCUGCGCAAAACUACGCAUCAUUCGAAGCGUUCGCAGCAGCUGUAUCCCCUCCACCCAGUGCGAACUUCUCACAGAUUGACUGCGACGUCGAUCUCGACGAGGGAGAGAUCCAGAUCUCCAUCUCUAAUGAGGAGAAUAAGAGGUUUUACUGGAAGCAUAUGCUUGACUCUGACCGCGCUCAUCAUGCAGGAGACGUAAUCGACUUCGUAAAGGGCACAUGCGCGCCCUUCCUCUCCCGGUUUUCCUUCACGGACUUGGAAGUCAUCGUGCGUGGAGAGUUCGGCGGGGAAUUCGGACAACAUCUUACCCCGGAGGCGUGCUUCGGGUGGCUUGGACAGCUCCGCGCCGUCACCACUCUUCAGCUCACAAAAGAUGCCGCCUCGCGUAUCAUACCCUGGAUGCGUCGCUGUCUGCACGAAGCGGACGGCUUUGCCCUGCCUUUCCGUUCCCUCCAGCACAUGACGAUCUCCGCCACCAGUCUGGCCGAACACCUCGGCUUUCCGUAUUCCGAAGAUGAUCCCACCGAUAUCCUCUUCAAGCACCUCUGGCUCUAUCUUCACGAUCAGCAGCCGGGCAUCUUGCUACGUGAUGUGUCCUGCACGCAUCGCAUGCUCAAGUACAUCCACAACAUGUUGGGGCCGAGGUUUCGCACAGAAAGGGCAUCACUUAUCCAGGGUCCACAUAUCAGGAUGGAGGGAUGGCCUUACAACCAAUUAUAUAUAUCUUUCCCACCUAGCACACAUGAAACGCGAAUAGAGGCCCCUUACAAUCCAUAG
Messenger RNA from Peniophora sp. CBMAI 1063, 1983 nucleotides. NCBI's taxonomy places the organism in Eukaryota, Fungi, Basidiomycota, Agaricomycetes, Russulales, Peniophoraceae. The record is from the annotation of a GenBank genome assembly.